Molecule: messenger RNA, 750 nt
Organism: Cladocopium goreaui
Lineage: Eukaryota; Dinophyceae; Suessiales; Symbiodiniaceae
Source: the annotation of a GenBank genome assembly
AUGGCGUCGCGUCCGAAGCAGAUCGAAGCGGCCCAAAAAAUCCUACGUGGAGUUGUGGCCUUGUCAAGUUUCUCUGAGAUACGGGAGAAACAAUGGCGCGGAGUCUCCAAGUCAUUGGAGAAGGUGGCCGUGCUGACACCUGCUCAAGCGGCAGAGUGGCUCGCAGCUUUUGAUGGUGAGCUGUGGACAGCAGCCCAAGUGGCGGAGUAUCAAGCGUCGAUAGCUGAGAAGACAAAGGCUUUGGAGGAGCAGCCCAUGCGUGGCACUGGUCAGGAUUUCUUGAUGCUACCAUACUACUUGACUGAGGAGCUGGCUACCAUGGUUCUUGCGGGGGAAGACUUGGACCGGGAUGCGUUGCUACAGAAGUUGUGUUAUCAUGCGUCCAAGUUGACGCUCAGGAAUGCAAGUGAAGCUUCGAAGGCUAUGUUGCUAGUUUUGGCCAAUUGGCGAGCUGUGUGCAAGAUGUCACCACAGGAUCAGUACCAGUUCUACGUGAACAAAAAACCUUUGGUGACUAAGUAUUUGUCGUCUGCACUUGCUGGUGGCCAAGCGCUGCCUGGUUUGCCAAUGUCUUGGCAAGAGUUGCCAAAAGAUUUGCUCAGCGCAAAUUUCCCCAUGGGGAAGCCAGCUGUCUUGGCUGCAUCCAUCGCGUCUGAGAGCUUUCAGACGGCAUUCAGUUCCUGCCAGGCUAUCCACAUCGGAAUAGUUGUACUGUGUACACCGUGUACGCCUGCCUUGUCUUGGCACUAG